UAAAAACUUUAUGCUGCUACAAGUUUUGCAGUGCGUGCACGGUUUAACCCUCUACAUUCGGUUUAACUGCAAAUUAAAGUGUUAUUUCGUAUUUAACAGUCAAAAUGUUCUAUUUCUGAAAUUGAAAUAGUUUAAGUGUAAAAAAUUUACGCGUUCCAAUAUAAUACGUUUAAAAAGUAUAUUACAAAUUAUAAUAAGUAACUAAAUGACUGAAAAACAUUUAGAUUCUUUUAUCAUGUCAGAACCCUUGAAAUGUUUAAAUUAAACAGUACCUACAAGUAUAGCUCCUGUUAUCCAUAAUUUUUAUUUACAAUCUAAUUUCAGUGGCGAUGCACGAAAGCUGCUAAAAAUAGCCGGGGUUCGCGCGCUCACGUCGCCCGCAACCGGCUCCCAUUUUUACUACUCAUACUAUUUCUGUCUAAAAAGUAUUAACAAUUUGUAUGAAUACAAAUUACAUGGACUCCUUCGCAGACAAUGAAAAAAGUUCGCAAAAAACGAAUAGUCGCAAAGCGACAGUGAACCUAGUGUUGUUUUAGUGCUUUCUUCGUCUGUGCUUCUUUAUUUACAGGGAAAACGUGAAAAAAUGGCGCUUGUUAUGUUACCCUGCGACCUUCCUUGGUGGACUUCUGUUCAACGCCACUUAAAGCAUUUGCUCGUAGCUUCCUCCCCUGCUAAACUAACGGCCAGUAUGCUCAAAAUUCACGAUAUGUGCAACAUUGGAAUAGAUCCUGAUGACGACAUUAAAGAUCCAGACCUAUUAAAAUGUUUGGAGCAAUUUUUAGACCAAGAACUAGAUGAUGAGGAACGCAGAAGUUUUUUGGAUAACACAAUAAGAAUUAUGGUGAAUAGAGCACUGCAUCUUAAAAAGUGGCGUCCACCGAAAGGACUUAUGUUUAGUCUACAACAACAAAGUGAUGUAACAGAACUCGAUUAUAAUUUUUUGUCCUCCCUUAUCGCUCACGCCUUUUUUUCAACAUUUCCGAAAAGAACGCUCAAAACACAUCCAACGUUACAAGACUUCAAUUUUACGCAUUUUUUUAAGAAUUUACACAGAAAAUCUCAACGGAGUAAAUUAAUAAGCCUUUUACAUUAUUUUGAAUGGCUCGAUAAAAAUUCCAAUGAGGGAUCUAUUAAACUAAGUAGACAGGUAAUGACUUCAAAACAGUGGUUAACUAUAGAAGACUGGUUGGAGUGUACGCUUCCACUAUGUAAGCUCAUGAUUAGACAUGAAGGUAGACCUGAGAGAUGUGAAAACGACGAUGCCAUCAGAGUAUGUUUUGCAUCCAGCAGAAUAGGCGGAGAUGUGCUUAUAGAUGGUGAAUCCCAGGAAUCAUUAUCGAUGUUCAUGAUGCCUGAACUCCUGCCAGCGAUGCUGUCCGUAGAAGCGCUAGAAGACAACGAAGUUUUAAAAAUAGAGGGUGUUAGAAUGUUUAGUCGUAUAAGUGACAAAAAGUCAAAAUCUAAUGUAGAAAUACUCAAUGAACCCAAAACGGUAACUGUGUGUUUAAUGGAUGCAGAAGAUUAUAGUGCUCUUCCUUUAGGACAGUGGGAGGAAGACAACGUAUUACGAGAAUUGAAUAAAAGUCUUUUAGCCUUUCAACAAUCUCCAACGAAGUGUCGUGACAAUCAAAAACAUGAACGAAGAUUAUCACCUAUUGGAGAAUCCUUUAGUCAUACACCACCAGAAGUAGAGGCAACUGUAAUGAUAAAACAAGCGUCUUCCUGCAGUACAAUAAAUAGUCUUAACAGUCGAAGCCCAUCUCCGCAAAAUUACUGCGCAGCAACAUUGAACCUAAACGAUCCAAGUGUUGAAAUGCAAAAGAAAAAAUGUUGGUUGUCUCCUGACACCGAAACAUUAAACAACCGAAGAGGCAGGUUUAUAGUCUUAGGAUCUUCUGGAGAAUGUUUGCCUGUAACAAGAACUUCCGGACUGCGUACUGCUGAAACUCAAGAGGACAGCCUCUAUUCGAGUUGUAACUCAAGCGAUGAUGAAUAUCACAGUGCCAACAAUAGCUUUGAUGAUGGUGGAAGUGAGGAUGAAGGACGAGGAGAAAGUGGUCGGCCAAAUUCGUUCCAAUAUUCAAAGGAAUUAUCCACCGAGGAGAGAAGAUUAAGUUUUGCUUCCCGUCUUCGAGAAGCACUUAAAAGAGAAGCAGAAAACUCUUGCACCACCAGUACUACGGGCGAUUGGUCCACCGACAGUUCUAGUUAUGCAGUUGGCGUUAGUAUAUCCGGAGCAGGUGUUAAUGAUAACGAUAUCAGGGUAAAACGUGGUGGCUCCGUCGGUUUUGUAUUAACUGAAGAAGAAACUUUAGAAAAUGGUAAUAAACCUAUACGACGUUUACUAUCUAGGAAAGAGACUGGCAAUAGCUCUAAAUACAGUUUUAGCACGGAAUACACAUCUGAAUUAGAAGAAGUUUACGAACAGUUUAAUCAAUGGUUAAAUGACCCUAUUACUGAUAACGAAACUGCCGAAAAUAAAAACCGUGAAUUAGACUCGAGGGAUUUAGCAGUCAUACGGUUUGCUGGAUCACUACUGAAAAGAACACUAAGUGAAUCGAUGGCGAAUGGAGCUGCCGGAGUAGGAUCUGCAGGGGCUGAAGCAGCGGAAUUGUACGGAAGAGAUACUCGCGAAAGGAUCGCCCCUCGAAGACUAGCUCUGGCAGCACGCUCUUUGUCACUAGAGCUGGCGCGUCAUCGACAUCGUCUUGCUGCACAUUUGAGACGUAAAGUAAAAGAAUCGAUACCAGAGGAGAUAAUACAGACUAAGGAGAUGGAAAAUGCAAUUACCGAGAUAGACCUAAACAGUAAUUGCUCAAGAUCUUUUAGUUCCUCAACAGAGACGACUGCAACUCAAAUAUCAAAUCCUAGUGUUAGAAAGAAAAGACUCAAUUGGGUAGUAAAUAUGAUUGUCGAAACAAUAGAAGAAACAGUUGAAUGUGAACCUGUUACGAUUAAAAUAAAGAAACCGAAGUUAAACGAGCUGGCGAACAAAAUAGUGUCCGGUGGUUCAUGCAAGCCGGUUGCGACUGGGAACUGGGGCUGUGGGCGGCGACAGCGCGGACACCCGCAACUAAAGCUCUUGCUGCAAUGGAUGGCGGCUAGCGUCGCGGGAGUACCCGCGGUUUUCUAUUACACCUUUGGAAAUGAAAAAUUGUUUAAGCUGGAUACAUUAGUCAGGGUGCUGGUCGACCGGAAGUGGACAGUCGGACAACUUGCCCGUGCCGUGCUCAAAUUUGCGCGGCAAUUUCUUCAUGAACAUCACGUUAUACCGGACAACCACACACUUUUCGACGAACUUAUUGGUAUUGAAAAAAUACCUGAUGAUUACUAAAGAUUACAAUCAUAAAUAAAAAAUAUAUUUUGCUCCAAAUUAAUCAUAUUGACACAAUACAAUGUUUUUCAUAUUUAAAUGAA
Colias croceus (clouded yellow) is the source of this 3417-nucleotide messenger RNA. RefSeq lists its product as uncharacterized. The record is from RefSeq and is a predicted model, not a curated record. The coding region runs from base 584 to 3334 and encodes 916 amino acids. Gene Ontology annotation, cellular component: cytoplasm; nucleus. Gene Ontology annotation, molecular function: poly(ADP-ribose) glycohydrolase activity. NCBI's taxonomy places the organism in Eukaryota, Metazoa, Arthropoda, Insecta, Lepidoptera, Pieridae. Gene Ontology annotation, biological process: regulation of DNA repair; carbohydrate metabolic process; nucleotide-sugar metabolic process. The transcript has 18 exons.